AUGUGCCAGGAGCUGCAGCCGCAUCAGCAGCCUGCGCGCGGUGCAGCCUCUCGGCUCGCAGUGGGAAGCGGCAGCAGCAGCUCCCUCUCUCUGCCUCUCUCCUGCUUUGCACUCUAUUUCAGUGGGUGCAUGGUGACCUUACAGAGUGUGCAUUACCUCACAGGUAAAUAUCAGCUGAUCCGCUGUGACAGCAGCAGCAGCAGGAGCAGGAGCAAGCAGCAGCCCACAGAGCCUUUCUGGAGAAUGAUUGAAGAUUGUGGGAAAAGAGGAAAUACCAUGGCAGAAAGAAGGCAGCUGUUUGCCGAAAUGCGGGCUCAAGAUCUGGAUCGCAUCCGUUUAUCCACCUACAGAACAGCAUGCAAGCUUAGAUUUGUACAGAAGAAAUGCAACUUACAUCUGGUGGACAUUUGGAACGUUAUAGAAGCAUUACGAGAAAAUGCAUUAAACAACUUGGACCCAAACAUAGAAUUGAAUGUGGCUCGUCUGGAAGCUGUGCUUUCAACUAUUUUUUACCAGCUCAACAAACGGAUGCCAACUACUCACCAGAUCAACGUAGAACAAUCCAUCAGCUUACUGCUCAACUUCCUGCUAGCAGCCUUCGAUCUGGAAGGACAUGGUAAAAUUUCAGUUUUUGCUGUCAAAAUGGCUUUGGCAACUCUUUGUGGAGGAAAGAUCAUGGACAAAUUAAGAUAUAUUUUCUCAAUGAUUUCAGACUCUGGUGGAGUGAUGGUUUAUGGAAGGUAUGAUAUGUUUCUGCGGGAGGUUCUCAAACUUCCCACUGCAGUUUUCGAAGGUCCUUCAUUUGGUUACACGGAGCAAUCGGCAAAAUCCUGUUUCUCUCAACAGAAAAAAGUCACAUUAAAUGCUUUCUUGGAUACUGUCAUGUCUGACCCCCCGCCACAGUGUCUGGUCUGGCUACCACUUCUGCAUCGAUUGGCAAAUGUUGAAAAUGUCUUCCACCCUGUUGAGUGUUCCUACUGCCACAGUGAGAGCAUGAUGGGAUUUCGCUAUCGGUGCCAGCAGUGUCACAAUUACCAGCUCUGUCAGGACUGCUUCUGGAGGGGACAUGCCAGUGGUUCCCACAGCAACCAGCACCAAAUGAAAGAAUACACAUCGUGGAAAUCACCUGCUAAGAAGCUAACUAAUGCACUUAGCAAGUCUUUAAGCUGUGCUUCCAGCCGUGAACCUUUGCACCCAAUGUUCCCUGACCAGCCUGAAAAACCUCUAAACCUGGCUCAUAUUGUAGAUACCUGGCCUCCCAGACCUGUAACCAGCAUGAAUGAUACGCUAUUCUCCCACUCUGUUCCCUCAGGAAAUACUUUCACAAACAGAAGGUUACUUGAGGGUAUAAAUGUAGCCAGUCCUGUAGCUGAUGAGCAUUCUCUUAUAAAGCUGUAUGUAAAUCAGCUUCACAACAAUUCACGCUCUCCUUACAAGAAUAAUGAAGUAGAGCAGAACAAAUUGCUGGCUAGGGCUGCUCCGGCUUUCUUGAAAGGCAAAGGGUUACAGUACAGCCUCGAUGUUGCAGACAGGCUGGCCGAUGAACAUGUACUCAUCGGGUUGUAUGUCAACAUGCUCCAGAGCAACCCCUCACGCACGCUUGACAGUGCAGGCCGGCUAGACGAAGAGCACAGACUGAUCGCCAGGUAUGCAGCGAGACUGGCAGCAGAGACUACUGCAUCACCAAACUCUCUCUCUCAGCAGCAGCAGCAGCAGGGUCAGCAGAGAGGUGCCUCAGAUAUCUCUUUCACCAUUGACGCAAAUAAGCAACAAAGACAGCUGAUUGCAGAACUUGAAAACAAGAACCGAGAAAUCUUACAGGAGAUCCAGAGGCUGCGGCUUGAACAUGAGCAGGCAUCUCAGCCCACACCAGAGAAGGCACAACAGAACCCCACUCUCCUUGCAGAGCUCCGACUCCUGAGACAGCGGAAGGAUGAGCUCGAACAGAGGAUGUCUGCUCUCCAGGAAAGUCGGAGAGAGCUGAUGGUACAGUUAGAAGGCCUCAUGAAACUACUGAAGGAGGAAGAACUGAAACAGGGAACUCAAGGAGCAGGCUCCCCUCGAUCUUCACCCAGUCACACUAUCAGCCGACCUAUUCCUAUGCCAAUCAGGUCUGCGUCUGCCUGCUCCACCCCAACCCAUACACCUCAGGACUCUCUGACGGGCGUGGGAGGAGACGUGCAAGAAGCUUUUGCGCAAAGCACAAGGCGAAAUUUAAGAAAUGACUUACUAGUGGCAGCAGAUUCAAUUACCAAUACCAUGUCUUCUCUGGUGAAAGAACUAAACUCAGAGAUGGGCAGCGAGACGGAGAGUAAUGUGGAUUCUGAGUUUGGACGGACUCAUUUUGAUGAUCUUGUUCCAUCGCCGACUUCUGAAAAGGCUUUCCUUGCACAAAUCCAUGCCCGGAAGCCAGGAUAUAUUCACAGUGCAGCUGCCACUGGCACCAUUCGCAGUGACAUGGUUACAGAAGAUGGAGACCCCUAUGUUAGAGCAGAUGAUGAGAACUAUGAAAAUGACUCUGUCCGCCAGCUGGAAAAUGAGCUCAAGAUGGAGGAAUAUCUGAAACAAAAGCUGCAGGAUGAAGCCUACCAGCAGGCAAGCUGCAGUCAGACAGACAACGAAAGCUAUGUAAGAACUGACGAUGAGGAGAGCUGCAUUCGAACUGAUGACGAAGAAAACCUGGCUGCAAACUUCACAGAAGAAUGGAACCAACAAGUGCAGCAUCUCUUGACAAAAAAAUCAAAUGACUAA
Molecule: messenger RNA, 2751 nt
Organism: Emys orbicularis (European pond turtle)
Lineage: Eukaryota; Metazoa; Chordata; Testudines; Emydidae
Gene: DTNA
Product: dystrobrevin alpha
Exons: 24
Coding region: 1-2751 (916 amino acids)
Biological process (GO): synaptic signaling
Cellular component (GO): synapse; plasma membrane
Molecular function (GO): zinc ion binding
Source: RefSeq, a predicted model, not a curated record